Molecule: messenger RNA, 973 nt
Organism: Theobroma umbraticum
Lineage: Eukaryota; Viridiplantae; Streptophyta; Magnoliopsida; Malvales; Malvaceae
Product: receptor-like serine/threonine-protein kinase At2g45590
Biological process (GO): protein phosphorylation
Molecular function (GO): ATP binding; protein kinase activity
Source: RefSeq, a predicted model, not a curated record
AAGAAGAGACAGUUGGGGAUGUACCAUAGUGAUGAUAAUGGUGGUGGGGAGAAUUGGUGGCCGGUUGAUGACGAAUUGUUUACAGAGAAGAAGAAGAAGAAUAAAAGAAGUAGAAGUAGAGGUAGUGUUGGUAGUGUGGAUUGGUUAUGGGAUGGGCUUAGUGGUGAAUUGUGGAGAGCUCGCCGGAACAGUUAUGAUUCAUUCAGUGGGGAGAUUACUAAGAGUGGUGGUAUCAGCAGUACACCCAGUAUGAGAGGAACCGUUUGCUACAUUGCUCCUGAAUAUGGCGGUGGUGGGGAUCUAUCGGAGAAGGUCGAUGUUUACAGUUUUGGGGUUCUGCUGUUGGUUUUGAUAGCAGGGCGGCGACCCCUGCAGGUUACAGGCUCGCCUAUGUCGGAGUUUCAGCGGGCCAAUCUGAUUUCUUGGGCACGGCAUCUUGCGCGAACAGGAAAGCUCCUUGAUUUGGUUGACCAGAGUAUACAGUCUCUGAACAGGGAACAGGCUCUUUUGUGCAUCACGGUUGCAUUGCUUUGUUUGCAAAAGUCACCUGCUCGUCGGCCUUCCAUGAAGGAGGUUGUGGAGAUGCUCACUGGUGAGGCGGAGCCGCCUCAACUACCAACUGAAUUUUCCCCUUCACCACCAUCAAGAUUCCCAUUUAAGGCACGUAAGAAGGUCCGGUGAGGUGAGUUUUCAGUGCCCAGCGGUAAAUUUUCUCAAACAGUAGCUUACUGCUGUAAAUCAUUGUUUCGUCAUCUUUUCAGAUUGAUCGUUGUAAAGAAAUCAUAGUAAUUGUUCUUGUUUUCCCAUUUAAAAUUAAAUGGUCUUCAACUUUCUUUUACUUGCACUUUUGUUGAUAUUACUGGUUUGGUCUACAAGUUUAUUCAUAUAUAUUGAUCACUUAUUUGUUGCCUUUCUGUAUGAAAACUGUGAAGAUGCAAAUCAAGACACUGACCCCUCGGAUUUUCUCUCUACA